Messenger RNA from Zea mays, 11417 nucleotides. RefSeq lists its product as uncharacterized. The coding region runs from base 19 to 1353 and encodes 444 amino acids. NCBI's taxonomy places the organism in Eukaryota, Viridiplantae, Streptophyta, Magnoliopsida, Poales, Poaceae. The record is from RefSeq and is a predicted model, not a curated record. The transcript has a single exon.
CCCGAACAAGAACAAAGAAUGGAAGAUAUUAUGAGCACGAUUCGCAUAUUGUUGCCCUUGCGUAAGCAGAUUACCGGAUAUUUUGACAAACCGAGCCUUUCUCUUAAUCGAGAUUCUACUAAUGAGUUCUUAAGCACCUUUCUAAAAACUUACAUCGAGGAUAUUCAUGAUUUCCAUUUCAUCGAUGAAGAUCCUAUAGAUCGGGGAGAAUCCUCUUUAUCAUUAGACAAUAAGAAUACAACUUAUUACGAGGCUGAUGCAAGUGAUGAAGAAAUGGAUAUAACAGAUGGGAUAGAGGGAAUCAUAGGGGGUACUAAUCGAGGCCACAACGGUGGUGGCGACGGUGAAGCUCUAUUCAUUCAAAUAAGCAGGUUACUUAUGAAAUAUAUAAAGUAUUAUAUACUCAACAUAACACAUACCUAUGAUGCCAUGCCUUGGUGGGUAAGCGGGAUACCAUGGUGGAUGGCUGAGAGUAUCCUCACACUCUUAUCGUUAGUAUGUAUACAUUCUAUACUUCAAUUUAAUCCUCUUAUCUAUAAGGGCAAUCGAUGUGAUAUUAUUUAUAAGGUGCCGGAUAUUACAUUAAUAGGAAUAACCAACCAUAUAACAAAGGAACCAAUUAAACAGCUACAAUGGCUCUAUUCUCUGACACCUGAUAACUAUCCUACUAAAUGGAUCUAUAGACUAAGAAAUCUCUUUAGUUAUGAUGAGAAUAUUCCAUAUAGGAUAGGAUUUCUAAGAAUAAAGUGUUCUUUAGGCUUACGGAGUAUAAAAGGCUUAGUAUUAAGUGAUUCUGUAUUAUAUCAAUAUGCCCAUUUGGGAGCUGGCCUCAAAUCUCUCAUUCCGCAAUCUAGAGUAGCCAUUUUCAUGCAAGUUGCAACUCGUCAUUUUGAUGAAAGGCAUCGUAAGUAUCUCUACGGUUUCUUUAAUAUACUUGUGUAUUCUGGCGUAGGAUUAGUUGUUUGGUACUAUAUCACACCACACCUUAUACCUGAUUUAGGAUUCUUCCGCGGGGUAAACCUAGAUUCUUUUAAGGACCCAGCUUCGGUUGUUGAUGGGUACAAGAGGGUUUCGUACAUAUUUACAAAAGACGUCGUUAAGACUGUGUUAAGAACUUGUCGAAAUGAUACUUUUUUUCACAAUUUACUAAAUGAGGAAUCAAUCCAAUUUUUUGAUAACGAAAUUAUCAGCAUAACCGAUUUGAAUUCAAACAGACACCUUAAUCUAGAUCACUUCGAGGAGGUUGAAGCUAACAAGCUAGAUCUAGUAGCGUGUAUUGCAGUAGGUAUUAUGAGUGCUACCUUUAUAGCUACCAAUCUUCUUCCUCCUGGUACUACUACGAUAGUCCAAUGAAUAAGGAGAAGGUCGUUAUUUGUCAGUAUUGAGCCUGAUAGCAUAAUUCAGUACCCGUGAUGAUGGGCUCUAGCAAGGAGGAAGGGAAGCAUCCUCUUCAAUAGCUUGAAAUCAACUACAGAGUGUUGAGUAUCAAAUUACGUAUUCUAUUUAUUCAGAAAUCGCACAGGGGAAGCUCCUGAAUUCAUUAGUUGAGUAUGUGAUCUCAUAGUAAGAAGUGAUCACAAACGGUGAUGGAUGCCGAGAGUAUGUUGAUGGGGUGAAUCUGUAGAACAAUACUACAGUAGAGAUUGGGUAGCCCCCUCAACUAUAAAUAAGCAAAUCCUGAAAGGCGAGUAAAAGCACCUACAGUUGUAUCUGUCUAAGCUAUUAUAAGCUUAGAGAAGGGGGGGAAACCCCCAUCGGGUAGAUGCAACUAUACAAAAUACCCAACACACACAAAAACAAGGGACACACUAUUAUAUCAUGAAAAACACUGUCGAGUCAUUAGAACAGUUGAAUACCACACUUUCUAAUACAGUCAACGAUAUACCAGAAUCAUCUGCAAUGGGUGCCUUAAGCCAUUCGGCUAAUUCGAGUAUUAAUGCAGCUCUUAACAGUACGGAAGAGGUAAAAGGGGUGAAGAUGUCGCGGGGGAUUCAAUUCAUGCAAAUAUUAGUGAUAUGUUUCAUAUAGGUAACCCAUUCAACCCAUUUCAGUGUUUCAUUGAUAACCACAUGCGUAAAACCAUCUUUGCAAAAAAUCCAUAUGUGCAAUACGCUGUCGAAAGUUCUUAUUACACACCUGCGGUUAAUCGUCUGGUUAAAGGGUUGAGUUUGAAAGAUAUGGAUCCUAUCAUGCGUAUGCACUAUCUUUAUAUGCGCUCGUUGCUCCGUUUAAAAUUGAAAAGAAAGAUUUAUCGUGCAGAUUUCAGUGAAUAUAAGGGGUUGCGGUCUCUCUAUAACAGGGCUACAGAUAAUUUAUAUAGCCACCUACAAAGGGCAUUAGAAAAGUAUGAAAACUUCGGUGUUUCUGCAAAACAUAAAGUAUUGCAAUGUUUAGUACACGUGGUGACAUCACAAUCAGACAACAGUGUUAGGUAUGUCUAUGGGAACAUCUUUGCACUAGUUAGAUUAGGUACUUAUGUAACAGUGUGGUACUGUUAUACUGAGAGCGCACCAGAUUUCAUAUCUGUGGACCCGCACUAUCUUGAUAUAGAAUUGAUUAUUGAUUUAUUCAAAGUUCGUAAAUUAUUCGUAUGGAUUCCAUACGAGGAAGUGAUUAGUACAUCAAUCUUAGAAGCUUAUGAUGCGGUUGUGGAAAGGACGGCUUUAACGGAUUGCUUGGAUAGAAAGUUGAGAGAAGAGGAAUUGUCGGAUAAAUUCGAAUUCUGGGGGAAAUGCUCUGAUGGUGAUCAUACCAUAGAUUCUGUAGAGGAGAAUGCCACUAUAGAAUAUGCUAGCAGUAAAGAAGGUAGUGCCUGUAAAGAGGGGGUGGAUAGUAGCUGUAAAGAAGAAGGUGGUGGCUGUGAAGAAGAAGGUAGUGGGAGUGAAGAAGAUAGUGACGAUAGUGACAAUCCUAGAUACCUGGCAUUCGGUGUGGUUGUCCUUGUAGGUGUGUUAUUAUACGUCUGGUAUUGUUCUAGGUAAUUCUAUAUUUAUUGUGAAAACCAGAAAUAAGAGUUUCAGUUCAUACUUGGCGGUAAAGGGAUAACCUUUUUGUCUUGAGUGGAAAUAGAAUUCCUUUUUGCAAAGCUAGCUCUUAUGGCGCAUUGGUGCACAAUCGUGCACUGCUUCUUCCUCAUAAAAGAACCCGGCUUUCCUUCCUAUAUGUUUAGGAUAAAAACCUUAUCCAUUAAGAGAUGGAACUUCAAGAGCUGCUAGGUCUAGAGGGAAGUUGUGAGCAUUACGUUCGUGCAUACCUCCAUACCAAGAUUAGCACGGUUGAUGAUAUCAGCCCAAGUAUUAAUAACGCGACCUUGGCUAUCAACUACAGAUUGGUUGAAAUUGAAACCAUUUAGGUUGAAUGCCAUAGUACUAAUACCUAAAGCAGUGAUCCAGAUCCGGCCAAGCAGCCAAUCAGUCGUGUAAAGAACGAGAGUUGUGGAAAGAAACUAGCCUAGCGUAUUGGAUGGAAGAUUCGAUUCAUCGACCUAAAGAACCGUGCCGGGGGUGCCGUGAGCAGCCACACCUACUACUUGACUCUUCCUCUUGACCGAAUGGCGAACCCAGAUUCUUCAUUUAUCACCGCAAACGAACAAUUUAUUUGCGUAGUAAAUAGAGUAAGGAUCAAAGAGUAUACCACUAAACAAGACCCUUAUAGAGCAGAGAGAGAGACAAAGGACAUAACAAGACCCUUAUAGAAGUCAAAAAGAUAAUCAAAGGCAUUCCCUGGUUUACUAACCCUUAUAGAGUACAUGAGCCAAAGCACAAUCCAUCCCUUCCAAUCAGACAAGAAGGAAUCCGAUGUAUUGAUCUUCGUCUGUACUGUGCUGUACAAGACAAUUACCAAAGAUCACAACUAAUGAUCUGUUUGACACAAGACAUGACAUGACCUGGCGGAUCAUAUACAGAAAUGGGUUUAGCCUUCUCCUUGGCUUGACUCUUGUAAGUGAAAGGUUGGAUCAUAUCUGGUUUCCGGGAAGGUGCCUCGCUAUUCCUCUGUUUUGUAGCUGACUAGUAAAGGUGGCCUAGCCUGCACAGGUUCGUUGGUUUCAGCUUGUGCUUUACUUGAGUGGUUUCGGGCUCUGUUUGGUAUUAGCUUGAGAAGCGGUUGUAAUUGUUCAUUCAUAUCUUGUUUCAGCAAUGGUCUAUACUAUAGAGCUCGGGAAUGCAUUCCAUGCCUAUUCUUCAAUAUGAGAAGGGGUGUCUCCCCCUCUUAGAGGCUUUUCCUCUUAGCUUAGAGGCUUUCCUCUUUUUAGCAGCAUCAGCUUGAAUCUCCCGAUUAGCAAUCAUGAUUUCCGAAUUAGAAAAUUCAUUUCGGAGAUCUUCAUUCUCCUCUAACAAAUUCAUAAUUAUCCGAUAGGAGGUCGGAUUGAUACUUUUCACAUCAAAGUCACCUAUAUGGCAGGGCUUAGUAUCAACCCAUACUCCAUUUUUGUCGAACACAUACUCCCUCUUUUUACUUUCUAACCCCAUGGUAUACUUACACAUUUUCUCUUGAACCAACAGUUCACGGAAGUUUCUACUGAACUUUCGGACAUAUGAAAUCACUUUUUUAGCCCUAGGGUCAGCUAGCUGGUUGAUGAACCAUUCUUCAUCAGCCUCAUCUUUACCCGCUCCUUUAAACUUUAUUAUGGGUUGGUCCACACUAGAUGCCUUAAGCAUAUAGGACUUAGGUGCUAAAAAGAUGCCAUAUUCGACAAAGUGCUCAUGCUUAAACUUACCCAAAGCGGUAGGUGAUACCUCUUCUUCAGGAAGUUCCCUCUCAACAACGACUGAGUCCGUAUCCGUGUAAUAGCAGUCAUCCCUCGAAAUGAAUGGGUGCAUUCUUAUGCGGGCAUAACCCGUGACAGCGGCCGAUAUUUGAACAGCAGCAUAAGUAGGGCGGUCUGAACUAAGCUUCAGUAAAUCCAAACUUCUGACAUUUUUGCAUGUUACUAGGCACUUGUCUGAACUAAGCUCAUAACUUUGAACAAACCCAUCAUUAUAGAGAGCUAAUUUUCUACUUUCUUCUGUAGAAACAAUUUGAGUCGUUGUGCUUUCGGGGCUGAUCCCGAACCUCCCGUAGAGACUGUUCAUGGUGAUUUUAUAGAUGAAAUCCAGAGCUUUCUCCCCUUUAGCCUUAGCAUCAAGCCUUUUGCUGUAGAUGUCGUACACAAAACGCUUGAAUGGUGAUUCCUUUCUAUCAAAGAUAUAUCCACAGAUCGGGUAUACUUUGUAGCCCAAACUUACUGCAUACUUAAGCUCCUCAGAAAAAUAAACACCGAGAAAUCUCCCCGUGGGGAAGAUUAUCGUACCAUCAUCCUUUUUAUAAGGUAGAAGAGGCUUUUUAAUAUGCUUAGGACAAAUUAUAAAAGCUCUAAUGAACCCAAACAUAUCAUUCAACACAAUCUUUGAUUUCUUUGAUCCUAGAUCACUAACCCAGCGGGUCUUGCCUAUAGGCAUAUCAUCUAGCAUAGAUGAGGGGUAUAGAGAAUUUACAUCAUAAUAAUACAAAUUCUCCCCGUAUGGCUUAUACACGUCCGUGUGACCACCGUAGUAGCCUUCCCUAAUAAAUUGAGCCUCAUUAUCGUCAGGAAUGUAGAUGCGAUUAUCAUCAUCAUCCUUAUAGUAAACACGUCUAAAUAUUUUUAGGGCCAAUGCUGAUAUUGUUAAUACUUUCAGGAUAUCAAUCCCAUACUCUUCCCAAAUAAUGGCUUUAGCGCGUUGCAUAACAGCAGCUGUUAUUAGAAUAUCUUGUUUAAGAUAAGUUAAAGAGUCUUCCCUAAUACUAGGUAGUUUAUCAACGGUGACAUUCUGGUGAUCGAAAGAUCCCUUCCCCCCCAAUUCUGGGCAAAAACUAUUGGCUAGAUCAGCGAGCUUUACUUUCAACAGGAGGUACGAAUCCAUGAACGUUAAAACAAGCCUUUUAUCCCCAUUUUUGGAUACCUUAUACAGUUUUAUGGAAUAAAUACAGUCGUUUCUCAUGAUGGGCUCUAUAUGACAGUUUUUAUAACUUUUAGUUAAAAAAGAGAGUAUCAUAAUACCGUCGAACUGAGAUAAAUUGUGAAAGUAUACAACCAUUGAACUUCCUCUUCUUUGAACAUCCUUUACUAUUCUAUUAAUCAUCUCUGUGAGCAUCUUUUCACUCAUAUCGUGAAAAUCCUGGCACACUUUUGAGUAGUCAUGUGCAUAGAACGUCGUAAUAUGCUCCGCGUUAACCCGCUUUUCCAUAUCAACCAUCAUAUACCCCCCUGCGUAGGGCACGUGAGUUUUGUCGACAUCCGUGUCUCGUCUUUUUAAUAAAAGAGUUUCUAGAUCAGCAACAAAAAAUAGAGUUUUGUUUUUCAUUUCUGUUUUAUCGACAGGGAUAUAUGACUGAUAGCGUCUUUUUGAACGUCGACCCAUCUUGGGUAUUUCUAAAUUAUUUAUGUCGCUGUAUUUAAUAAGUGCUCCCUUCAGAUAGUUCAAAGAUUCAUCUUUAGUUGGAAUUGAAGCUUGAUUCAAAUCUAUACUACCCUCCCUUUCUGAUUAUUCUAUUUAAUGCAAGAGUAAGGAUAGACGUCUUAUUCUUCAGUGUUGAGAUAGAAUGACUGUAGACCCUCUUCUCUCUUUUAGUUAGCCUUACUUAUUUAUUCCAAUUCCUCAGCUGGAAACAGAACUACCAAAGGGAAGAAGACAGAAGGCAACAAAGGCGCGUAUCAGCUUCAAGCAUAUAGAGAACUUGACUUACUCACCUACUUUAAUGCCUGCUUUUUACUACUUGAAAUUGAAAGCUGGCUUGGCUCUCAGACCAAUUAACUUGACACCUGCUUAGCGCCCUCACUGCUACUUCUCUCAUUAAGCUGCUCUCUCCUUUUAUCAACUUAUGAAAAAACAGCCUAUUGAUCUUCCGUCGCUCGCUAUGGAUGGUUGCAGUUGCCAAAAGGCUACCUUUUCGCACAACACUUAAAUGAGUCACUGACUGGUUUUGACGUACGUAAUACUUAACCUUACAAUCGGCAUUGCCCUUCUUCUUGCAACAGAGGAUUCGUUCUCUACGCCGAAAGGCCCAAGGCGAAUACAGAGGCUAAGAAUCAAAGCAAGGACUUUUUUAUUUGAAAAAGAUGAUAAAACAGGUCAAAGAGCCAAUAGAGGGAUGUGCUCGCCGCACUUCUUAGCGUUUUCGAUGCAAAAUCAUUUGUCGCGGGAAUUACGAGAAGUCCUCAUUCAAGCACUAGAAAAACCAGAGGAAUUUAAAGCCCCGAAAGAAAGAUGAUGGAAACAAUGCACAUCGACCAAGUAGCGACCAUUACCUUUGAGGAUGAGGACCUGAUAAACGGAUCUGCUAAUCAUAAUAAACCCUUGUAUGUCACGGAGCUUAACUUCACUUAAGUUGGUGGAUCCAGGUUGUCUACAAACAUAAACAUUCUCCCUUUGAAGAAAAUCACAAAUGACAUUGAGUGAGCGCAAGUCUAUAGGGUCCAUGGGUUCAAUCAAAACUCUCAGAAAGCUCUGGGGGCAAUUACACUGCCCAUGCAAUUCGGUUCAUUUCCGACCUUGGUCAAAUUCUAUGUCAUUGACGCCGACACUUCCUACCGAGCCCGGGACCUUGGUUACGUGAAAACCGAAUGGUGCCCUCGACCUUGAACCUGUGUUUGAAGAAAAUUACGAACAGAAUAAGAGGCUACGCGCAGUACUACGCGGUGCAUGGCAUUGAAACAGAAGAAGAGCAUGGCACCCGUCUCCCGAAAAGUGUGUAAGAUGACCAGCCUCCUAUGCCCCGAUAUGUUGAAAGGAAAGAACGUGGAGCAAGCGCUUCCGAUCAGGUGUGGUCAAUUUGAUAGCUGCCAGUUUGCAAAAUUAUGGUUGUCCUAUCGGCGCUAGAAGAAGCGUCCAUACGCCGCUUUUAGGUAUCUCCGCUUCAGACUGAAGUUUCCCACGGCUUAGAAUAGAAGACGUUGAAGCCGCACUAGCUAUGUGCCAGGACGAUGAUACAGCAAGAUUAAGGAUCUCCGUAAACAGAAGAAACUCAAGUGAAAGAAGCCCACUAAUUGAAUAGUCAACUUAGAUGGUUCCACUAGAAUGGAGGGCAACUUCGGACACUCCUCUUAUUUUACUAACUUAAUAUUCUCUGGCUGGUUCUUAGAGUUUUCGUCCUGACAUUGUUAAGCAUACUGCGAUUCACACACCUACCGACUUACGACUGCUUACACAAUAAAGGUUUUCACUACCUUAGCUUACGGAUAGAAUGAAUGCUUGUACUUGCCCAAGGUGACUUCGCAUUACUCUAUACACAGGGUACUGUACUAUAGGGUUAGGGUUAGGGUUAGGGUUAGGGUUAGGGUAGGGUUCCGUUGAGAUGAGCCUUCCCCACUGUACAAGAGUUAUAAUAUUCUAUUAGAUUGGGAAUUGUACCCGCUGGUUUUCUUUUAAGAAAAGACACAGAGUCCUACUUGGGAUUGGGACUUCCACAGUAGCUCCUUUACCAAGACUUGAUAAAGUAGUUCGCAGUAAAGAAAGAACACGGAUACGUUACUAAUAAUAAUAAGAUUGGAGUUAAGAUGCGGAUCAAUUUGAUAUGCUAUUUGUUAUUAAACACUGGUGUAGUACGACUACAUACAUAGCCUUCUUAUCCAGUACCAAGGGUGAAAUAAGUAUUCAAAGUACCAGCAACACUCGAGAAGAGAGAUUCUGUCGAAAGAAGAAGUGCGCCAACGCUGGAGACCUACAAUAUACCAUAUCCGAGGGGCUACCCAACAAGGAGUAGCUACCCAGUGCGAUAGCUUGCUUUUACUAAUUAAUAAAGGACCAACUUCUAUACUCUCCGUGAGAGACAUCGGAAGAAUAAGGGCUUGACGGGAUGGGCUAAUUGAAGAGAUAUUGAAGCCCCCUAUGAAUUCAAUGUGCACGCGGACCGGGGGAAAUCCGCUUUGGGCGAGCGUGAUGAAACUCCUUCUCAUUCACUCGGUCGAGAUCUGGUGUGAACGAAUAGGCUAUGAGAAAGUGAACUUGACUACGCGCUGUCGGGUAUUACGUUGGUGGGAGAAAGAGACAUGAAUACUCCUCCUCGCUUACUGUAUUUCCUGGCUUUGCUGCUUAUCUUUACUCGUUUGAAAUAGUCGGCUAGCUUUUCACUAGUUUCUAGAUUGAAAGUUAGGCGAAUUCCACACUGAAAUGCUUAAUUCAAAGCAGACUAGGUCUUUGCUUGCUUUAGUACAGACAUCCCCGGUGAUGAACUCGCUACCUACUUGAACAUCCCAUUUACUUUCCUUUUCUCUCUGCCGGCUGAGCGCUUAUUCAAGUAGUUUUUCUUUACUAUAAUAUAAGCCCCACCUAUUACUUCUGCUAAUCUUGGAUUGCCGAGCCGAACAGACACUGUACCUACCUCAGCCAGGAUUUUGGACAGCAAAAGAUGGCCAGGAUGUAACACAUUAGGAGGGAUAGGCUCCGCUGAAAUAGCGGGACAAUAAAACUUGACACGGUUGCUUUGCUUUAGCUAUAACAGGAGGAAUAGCCUUCAUCUAGAGUGAAAUCAUUAUUAGAUAGGAUAUUCUUUGAAUUCACAUAGAAAAGUCUAGUCUACUGAAUAUAUGAUACUGAAAGCAAGACGUAGGCGUUGGCAAAGGAAUUUGCCUUUACUAUACUAUACUAUACUAUAACGCACACGUUUCAUUAUUGUUGCUUUACUAUAUAUGAUAUGAUAUGAUAUUCCUUUUAUCAUGAAUUGGAUUGGAACCAAGGAAGUUUUAUAGCUUAUUGAAUUUUGGGGAAAGAAUCACUCUCACUUAUAGGCUUACUAGUUCCCGUAGUUCCACUACACAGUUCAUCAGUUGGAAAUAGAGUCCUAUUGCUUUAGUAGGGGUUGUAAGAUCACACCUGAAACUUUGGUUGUAAUCCCUGGGGCAUUUAACCUUGUUUUUCCCUUGUGAGCCGCCUAUGUAAAUCCACGAUCUUUAGGCAAAUUUGAAUCAAUCAUCGCUCCAGUGAGUAACGUAUUUUUUGGACUUGUAAUAAUAGCCUUGUCCAGUAGCGAAGUACUAACUUCUUUACUUUGCUUGCCCUGUCCGCCUUUCAGGAAGCCUACUUGGCGAUGAACAAGACUUUGAAUUGAAGGUCGAGUAAACUAUUCGAAGGAUCGCCGAUUCAGUCCUCUUUUUUUAUGUUGUAGAGUCCGUAACUGGUCUUUUCUUUGGGAAUGGUAACCUUACCCCGUGGUCAAACUCUUGUCUUGUGGGUGGUCAAUCUCAAACUCUUUAUUAAUAUAGGCGGAUAUUCUAAGAAGGCUAAUAAUCAUUCUCAAAAAAUCCUUGCCUAAAUCUGCGCCAUCUGUGUCCGUCUAGUGAAGAUAGCUAAUGGAUUCCUCCCCAAGCUUCUUUCUUAUUAGUUGCCUCAGCACCCGAGUAAUAGACAGUGGGACUAGUUCUUAGUAGGCAAGCACCUCCUUGAGUGUCCAGUGUCAAAAGAAUGCCAGGACCAGCCGAUCCAUCCAAGGUGAAUGAGCCGCACGAACUGCUAACUACAGAUAUCAUUUGCUCCUUGGUUUAGACUUUAGAACAGCACUAGAUCUUAAGUAUAAGUAAUUGUGGGAGCAGACCUCCUAAAGCACCAGACCAUUUUAUGAACCAAUUGCAAGUAAAAGUAGUCUUUGCAGCAAGUUAAACAAUAGUAUCACAAGUUCACAACUAUGAAUGCUCACACUCAGGAUAGACGCCCAGCUUUAUUAAGAAAGCCAAAGUUCAUACAAUAAAAAAGGAAAUAAGGAAAGCAGGGGACACCUGCGUUACAAUGAGGUAAUCUGACUUAUAACGACUCCUGAACAACUCAAACACUAGAAAGCACUAGUAUCACCAAACCAACAACUGAGCUUUCGACAGACGGACUUAGUCUUUCUUCAGGUCCCGCUAACCUAGUGAUGUAGAAGAUUAGCGCCGGAUGGCACAAGGCGCUUUGCUGUGCAGCCUCUCCACAGAAUUUUGCUGCAUGCUGUGAUGGUGGAACUGUCAUUUUGGGGAAGAAGAAAGCCGCCCCCUUUUGCGGCAGAGUGGGCAGCAUCGCUUUCCCUCGCGUAGCUUCGAUGCCAUGAAAAAGCAGAAAAAAGACAAGAAAAAGAAAAAACAGUAUCUUUUGGAUUCCUGCCAUUAAUUACAGGAAAACGAAUUGUGGAGCUGUAGGCUUCAAAGUAAGGGGAGGACCGAGAUUAUAUACCCAGCAGCAGCGCGGGAUCGAAGGGCUUGGUUGGAAGGUAAGUUGGUGGUAGGUUAGGGGUCUUUCCCGCGUGAUAGGCUUGGCGCUUCCCGCCUGAUAGAUAACCACCACCACCUUUUACAUGCAAGACUGCCAUGCGGCACGAAUUUCACGGUAGGUACAAUCCUGAUAAGUUUGCAGCAGUUGAGUCAUGCCUUUGUAAACAAACCUUUCCCACCUUUAACAAACCGAUCCAAAACCAAGAAAGAAAGAAAAGAA